GGAACAAUCAAGGGUAAAGAAGCUCCAGCAGCCGAAGUGUUUCUAUUAAAGUGAAUCUUCUAUCCUGUAUCAUGGAUUUCACAGAAGUGGACCAACAUUCGUUCAUCAGACCUGCUCACGCUGCAGAUCUGGACUCAGAUCACUUAGAGAAAUCAGCAGAACUGGAAUAUUUCAGCCCUUUCGAUCUGCAGAACGGAGAGAUCAUGAAGGUUAUCAUCAAGGAGGAACCUGAGGGUGAGGGAUACCUCUAUGAAGGAACGUCAGCCUCGGUUGAUCACCUCACUUUUGAAGAAGACUUUGCCCUGGUGGACCAACAGAACGGAGAGUUCAAGACAAAGCCAAUAAAAGAGGAGGAAUCUGAAGGAAAAUAUAAACUAGAUGUGAACGCCUCCUUCUCCUGCUCUCUGUGUCCACUGUCCUGUACAACCCAAAUUCAGCUACACCAGCACACCACGAGCUGCCACUCUGACGAAUACGAGACGCAGGUGAAGAUCGGAGACGUGGACCGCGAGCGCACGAUGCCCGGUACGGCGGCCGUCAGCAAGAAGAGCCCGUACGGUCCGAGGCAGAAGGAAAUCUGCCCCGACUGCGGGAAGAGCCUGAGCUGCCGGAGCGCUCUGAAGAAACACCAGCUCAUUCACACCGGCGAGAGGCUGUUCCCGUGUUCGGACUGCGAGAAGAGUUUCAUCAACCAGGGAGCGCUCAAGGUGCACCAGCGCAUUCACACCGGGGAGAAACCCUACUGCUGCGCGCAGUGCGGGAAGAGCUUCAAUCAGCUGAACCAUCUGAAGAUCCACGAGCGCGUCCACACCGGAGAGAAGCCCUUCCAGUGCGCGCAGUGCGGCAAGAGCUUCAUCAACCAGAGCAAUCUGAAGAUACACCAGCGCGUUCACACCGGCGAGAAGCCCUACUGGUGCUCGCAGUGCGGCAAGAGCUUCAUCCACCAGAGCAACUUCAAGAUCCACCAGCGCGUUCACACCGGAGAGAAGCCGUACUUCUGCUCGCUGUGCGGGAAGAGCUUCAAUCAGCAGAGCCACCUCAAGACGCACCAGUGCAUUCACACCAAAGAGAAGAUGUACCUCUGCUUACAGUGCGGGAAGAGCUUCACUCAGCAGAACGAUCUCAAACGGCACCAGCGCAUUCACACCGGAGAGAAGCCCUACCAGUGCUCGCAGUGCGGCAAGAGCUUCAACAACCAGGGUCACCUCAAGACGCACUACCGCGUCCACACCGGGGAGAAGCCCUUCUGCUGCCUGCAGUGUGGCAAGAGUUUCGCCGACCAGAGCGCCUUCAAAAAGCACCAGCGCAUUCACACCGGCGAGAAACCCUACCAGUGUCCGGUGUGCAGCAAGAGCUUCGCCGACCCGAGCUCCUUCAAGAAACACCAGCGCAUUCACACCGGAGAGAAACCACACCGCUGCCUGGAGUGCGGGAAGAGGUUCACCGACCAGAGCGACCUCAAAAAACACCAGCGCAUUCACACCGGAGAAAAACCCUACCGGUGCUUGCAGUGCGGGAGCAGCUUCUCUUAUUCGCUAGCCAUCAAGAAACACAAGUGCGCCGAAUCCGAGCCGCCAGAUUGCGCCAGUAUGCCCGAAGCAAACGAUCAGUUAUAGAUAGCGCUUGAUAGGUGCCCAACCGACGCCCUCUGGGUUUUCCAGGCUGUCAGUGACACCGUAGCUCUGGAGGAAGCGUGGCUUGUCCCUCAUUAUGUGGACUGGCUUUAAAUGGGCGGGGUCACUGUCCCGGGUGUGUUUAAACGAUAGGCUCUGGAUCACAGUUGCCUACCAGUUUUGGGCGAGAUGAUAAACCCGGUUUUCCCAGGUUAAGUUACCCAGCAGGUUGUUUCUUUAGCUUCCUCUAACGUCAGUGCUAGGAUCACGUAGAGCAGCGUUUCCCAACCUUUUUGAGCCACGGCACAUAUUUCACAUUAGAAAAAUCGAAUGUAAGGCACAACACGGAACAAAAAUGUCACAAA
Messenger RNA from Trichomycterus rosablanca, 1978 nucleotides. Its product is annotated as zinc finger protein 501-like. The transcript is spliced from 4 exons. The coding region runs from base 72 to 1616 and encodes 514 amino acids. The record is from RefSeq and is a predicted model, not a curated record. Lineage: Eukaryota; Metazoa; Chordata; Actinopteri; Siluriformes; Trichomycteridae.